UGCAGCUUAUAUUAAUAAGCUUAAAUUCCAACCUGACUGUUGGAAAAAUUAGAUGCCUGCAACUUCAACAAUGGAAAAAAUGGAAAGUGAGAAAGGACUUGGAGAUCAACCUGGGCCAAGAGACUCCUACAAGAUUGCUUAUAUAAUCCAUUUUUUGCUUGGUGCUGGUAAUUUGCUUCCCUGGAAUGCUUUUAUCACGGCUGUCGAUUACUUUGGAAAUCUCUACCCAACCAGGCACGUUGAGAAGGUCUUUUCUGUAGCUUAUAUGAGUUCUUCGGUUGUAGUUCUAAUUUUAGUCAUAAGUCGGGGUGGUUGGAGCAAGAAACUCACUUACAGGUUGAGAAUGAACUUGGGAUUUUCCAUGUUUGUUCUCUCUUCAAUGGUGCCUCCAACAAUAGAUUGGUUUGGGAGACCAAAGGGAGCCUACGGUGUGACAGUAGCAUCGGUGGUGGUUUGUGGUUUAGCUGAUGGUUUGAUAGGAGGAAGUCUAAUAGGAUCAGCAGGAAAGCUUCCCAAAGGGUACAUGCAAGCUGUUUUUGCCGGAACUGCCUCUUCAGGGGUUCUUGUCUCCAUCUUGAGGAUUAUAACAAAGGCAUCACUCCCGCAGACUCCCCAAGGUCUCAGAACAAGUGCUCACUUCUAUUUUAUAGUUAGCACAAUUAUUCUGAUGUGCUGCACACUCUGCUGCAAUUUCUUAUACAAGUUACCAGUUAUGGAACAGCAUUUCACGCUUCUUCCAAACGAUGAUUCAUUGACUUCAAGGCCAACAUUUUGGGCGGUUGCAAGAAAAAUCCGUUGGCCAGUUUUCGGGAUUCUCAUCAUUUAUGUUGUUACUCUUUCAAUUUUCCCUGGAUUCAUAGCUGAAAGUCUUGCAUCCAAGUUGCUAGAGGAUUGGUAUCCAGUUCUUCUGAUAACGGUGUAUAAUGUUUCAGAUUUCGUAGGGAAAUCCUUAACUGCGAUAUAUGUUCUGAAGAGCAUCAAGAAAGCAACAUGGGCUUGCAUUCUUAGGCUUUUGUUCUAUCCGCUCUUUGCAGCAUGCCUGAAUGGACCCAAAUGGCUGAGAACUGAAGUGCCAGUGAUGUCGCUAACCUUUUUGCUUGGAGCAAGUAAUGGCUAUCUGACAAGCGUCAUCAUGAUCCUUGCUCCUAAGUCAGUUCCAGUUUUUGAAGCUGAGUUAUCUGCAAUUGUUCUGGUUGUGUUCUUAGGACUUGGGUUGGUUGGUGGUUCAGUUCUUGGCUGGUUUUGGAUCGUAUGAUCCAUUUCUGUUCUGAGGUCACGCGGCUGGUUGAUCCUGAAACAGCUAGAAAUCCAUAAUUAGAAAUUCAAUAACGUUGUUAACUAGAGCCAGCCUACUCCUAGAAGUAUGGAUAAGUCAAUUUAAAAUUUGAAUUAUAUGAAAAUUAAGAGUAUCAACCUGCAUUCCUGCAA
Messenger RNA from Hevea brasiliensis (rubber tree), 1428 nucleotides. Its product is annotated as equilibrative nucleotide transporter 8. Gene Ontology annotation, cellular component: plasma membrane. The transcript is spliced from 2 exons. Gene Ontology annotation, biological process: nucleoside transmembrane transport. The coding region runs from base 53 to 1255 and encodes 400 amino acids. The record is from RefSeq and is a predicted model, not a curated record. Lineage: Eukaryota; Viridiplantae; Streptophyta; Magnoliopsida; Malpighiales; Euphorbiaceae. Gene Ontology annotation, molecular function: nucleoside transmembrane transporter activity.